Molecule: messenger RNA, 1264 nt
Organism: Gossypium arboreum
Lineage: Eukaryota; Viridiplantae; Streptophyta; Magnoliopsida; Malvales; Malvaceae
Product: protein FAR1-RELATED SEQUENCE 2-like
Exons: 3
Coding region: 116-895 (259 amino acids)
Source: RefSeq, a predicted model, not a curated record
AUUCACUUAAAAGCCUUUUUUUUCUUUUUUCUCUUUGAAAUUUUAAAUGCUUUUUUUUAUCUCAACAUGUCAACCACUCUACAAUAAUAAGUGAAGAAGGAGAAGAAGAAACUCAAUGGAAAAGGAGAACCUCAUGGAACGUAUCGUGAUAACAGAAAGUUGUAUCAAAGGUGAAUCUGGCAUCAGCGAAGCUGACAAAAGCAAAGAAGAUAAAGUUUUAAUCAUUGAAAGUUGUUUAGAUGGCGAAUCCGGUGUAACUGAAAUCGAAAAAAGCAAAGAAGAAAAAAUUCUAGUUACAAAAAGUUGUGCAGGAGAUGAAUCCCGAUUAUGCAAACUCAACCUAAACCAAGAACCAUAUGAGGGUAUGCUAUUUGAAUCCAUGCAAGCAGCAAAAGCUUUCUAUGAUGAUUACGCUAAACGCAUGGGUUUUUUAACACGAAUUAUCUCGUCCCGAAAGUGUGAGCUCGAUGGAUCGAUCAUCCAUCGUCGACUUGCAUGUAACAAAGAAGGUUUUAAUCAGAACAGACAAAAGAGUACUCGUGUUCGGAUUCGAAAGCGAGAGAGCAAACGAGAAGGGUGCAUGGCGAGGAUGAACGUGAAGAGAGAGAAACCCGGGAAAUACAUAAUCACGAAAUUCGUUAAGGAGCAUAAUCAUCCUCUUUUUGUUACCUCAGGAAAAGAUCAACCAUAUACUGAUGACAAAGAUAAGAAAAUCCAGGAAUUAUCAUCCAAGUUGAAUCAGGCAAAUGAAGAAUUAGUGUCUUGUAGGGAACAAUUAUGUGCAUUUUUGGCCUCCAUCGAGGAACAAGCAAACCAGUUAUCGAAAAAAGUCGAGGGUGUGGUUCGAAACAUCAAAGAAGUUGAAUCUAGAGAUCAUCACAGUCAUAAUUUGUAGCAUUCAUGGUGUUCAAGAUAAUGGAGAAUUAUGUGCCUUUUUUGGCCUCCAUCGAGGAACAAACACACCGGUUUUCGAAAACGAUCCAGGGUGCCAUUCGGAACAUCGGUGUGGUUGAAUCUAGAGAUCAUCACAUCCAUUAUUUUGUAGCAUUCAUGAUGUUCUACCCUUCGAUAAAUCUCUAAAAAGGGUAAGUAACUUCUCGCAAGUAUAUUAUUUUUGUUGUGUAGAUCUCAUAGGUUUUGUACAUUGGUUUUAUGCUGUUAAAUCUUUAUGGUCAAUGAGAGAUCGGGACACAAGAUAUUUAUACAUAUAUAUUUAAUGUAUUUCAAAAGUUUUUAGAAAUUUAUGUUGCCAUAUUCGGUAAAA